UUCACACAACCGAUGUGUGGCCACAGCUUUACACUGUGUUUUCAUCUGUCAAACGACACCUCGUCAAGUUCGGAGCAGUUCUUCAUCCAUUCGCAUUAGAAAUCGUUCAAAAUAUUUUGUACUCUUCGUAAGUGGGGUUUCAUGCGUACUGUUUGUCUAGAACGGAACGGAACGUUUGCUAGAGAACAACACCCAUCAGGGUCGUUUGCUUUUGUGCAGCAAUUGAAACAGUGAGUGAAAUGAGUACAGUAAAGUGGAGUCGAUCGUGUAGGCGGUAGCCAGAAAUUACCGAAUCUGCGUUACCGUAAGAAAAGGUGUAGGUGUAAAGAAAAACGGCGCGGGGCUAGCUGAAAUUGUGGUAUUUCCCGCCCCUCGCAUCGUGACACGUCGUGUCGCGUGCGUUCGUUGUGUGUGACCCUGGGAGAAGGAAGUGAAUUGGGGUUGUCCCAAUCGUAUCCACGAGAAUGGUUUCGCAAGUGGUGGGCCUUUAUGCCGAAGUUGUGGUGUGCGUGCUAAAAUAGGCAACAGCAGAAGGGCCAGGGACGGGCAGGCUGGCAGACAGGCCCGGGGUGGCAACAGUGCAACAGGUUGGGGAAAGUGAAAGAAAAUUAAAUCAGCUGAGUGUGUGCGCGCAGAUUAUCGCCCCGCCGCAGUGCGUAAAACUGGAACGCACCCGAUUAGUGCUACGACUUGCUAAGCUUAGCAUCGAAGGUGAAUUUAAAAUCGCAGCUAAUUCGGACCACUUUUCGCUCGAAAAACGGUGUGAAGGAAAUCAACGUAGGGAAAACCCCAAAAAGGAAGACACCCUUGCAUCCAACACAAACAACACAAGUAAUGCACACGCACUUUGCGCAACAGAGUGAGAAAGAAGAAAAAACAAAUAACAAGGAAAAUGUAGGGGUUGUUUGGUUGCGUGUGUGUGCGUGUAUUGCAGAAAGAUAGAGCGAGAGAAGAUGAUGCUUUUUACGCAGUGUUUCUAAGAAUAAAGUGUGUCCACAAGUAGUGUGUGAAUGUGCAAAAUCAACUCAAAACGCAAUUUUAGUGUUGCUUCAUGUAGCACAGCAAUUUUACGUGUUUUGUUAGCCUCGUAGUGUCCUCGUGUCAGCUGAUGUAAAUCCUGAUCGAAGUUGCAGUGCGUUUCUGUUUGUCGGUGUUGGUGAGGGUGUCUUGUCAAUAAGAAAAAGUGAAAAAGUUCUGGAAAGAUAAAGUCGCAAAGCUGUAUUACAUGUGCCGUGUGUGCGAGCAAAAGGUUUAGAGCCAAACACAUACACGCACACAAUAUACGCAUUUUAUCAGAGGAAAAUUGUGUGAAAGAGCGAUAGCUAAAGCCUCUUGAAACGUUCUGUUAUCCAGCUACAACCAUCACCACUACUACCCACAACGUUGUCAGCAAAUACAUCGAACAGAGUUUUCCUGUGCUAACCUGACAUCGGAACAUCAUUACAGUGUCAAAAAGGGCUUUUCAUCACCAGAGCGUCCGCGAACCGCGUGGUUGGCUGCAAAUUUCAAUAAACCUCAUGAGCCCAUCGAGGAUGGCAGAGUAUGGCGACUAAUCCUUUCAAGCAAACGCCAGCAAUACCCAGCACGACCCAAAGCAGCAACACACAGCACUAUUACGAUGAAGCACCAACACCGGUGCUUACCUCAAACACUUCCGGCGCGACAACUUCAACAAGUGGCAGCGGUACCAGCGCAGCCGACAGUACUAAUAUCCUGAAGCAACGGGCACCGUGUGCCUGCUCGAACAUCAGCAUUAUGCAGUUGUUUCACGAAAUGAAACAGAAGUAUCCAACCGUACCAGACACGGUUGUGUCGGAGCUCGUGACGCAGAAUUGUCACGAUCGGCCGGCGUGUAUCGGCAAGCUGGAGGAGGCGGUGCUCGGUACACCCGGCCAAACUACCUACCCGUCGCAAUCCAUUCACAGUGGCAGCCUGAAACGGCGCAGUGGUGAACGGAAGCCUGUCGGUAAUCGAUCGGAUGGAAGCAACAGCUAUAGUAGCAAUAGCAGUAGCAAUAGUAGCCGCGAGAGUAGCGUCGAUAGCAGUAGAUUGCAGGGUACUGCGUGCCCUAGCACACAACAGCAACAGCAGGCCGUUUCGACGGCCAGCAACAUUGGCUACAGUGAUAGUAGACUUAUAGGUGAGAGCCGAACGUGCGCAAACCGGCCUACCACAUUGGCCGUGCGUCCAGCGACUACCGGGAUGGGAUACUUCGGGGCAACACCGCCACCAGCACCUCCGAUGCGCCCGAAUCGGACCGCUCCACCAUGUCCACCGAGCAAUGGACCGUUAGCGACGUCCUCCAUCACGGCCACGACAAUGACGAGUGGUAGUGCUGAGUUCGGCGAAACGAUGAACGUGCAGGUGAAUGUUACCGUAUCGCCCAAAGCCGGUGGGCCACUGAUCGCUGGCCAACGGCACACAUCGACGAUCUCGCUUCAGCCGGAACCGCCAUAUACCCGCGAGCUGGCCCAAGUCAGCAGUACCUUUAGUGGUGGAAAUCAACUGGUUAUGGGAGUACCCCCCACUACAUCAGCUGGCACACCCGGUGGAUCUUCACGGACGGGAUCAUCUGGUGGGGUCGGAACCGGUACAAAUGGGAACGGUGUCCGUAGCUCUACCUCGGUUAAUCUAACCCUUCGACAACCGACUGACGGUGGACCACGCACACCGAUACACAUCCAUGCCAGUCCACUUAAGUAUACCGCCAAAAACUUUAACGCCCAGUCCGGCAUCCAGUCGAAGUUGGAGGUUACGUUUCGCGAUGGGUGCGGUACGUUCCGUGCGAUGCGUGCCCAGGUACCGGGUUAUGAACCUCAGCAGGAGUUGACAACCUCACAUUACCAGGAACGAGAACCAUGCGCUGUUGCUUUGCCAGAAGGUCACAGCGGGUGGUACCAGGCUCCUUCUGCUGCUAGCAGGUCUCCGUACGUGUAUUCAGGUUUCCCACCACCGUUGUCAUCUUCAUCGCCAUUGCCCCACCUGGCGGCCCAUCAGAUGGUGCCCAAUCGGGGGAUUAAUGGGCAACCGUUGUUUGCCGACGGUCAGCUAGAGAACGAUGGACUGACGAAGGAAAUACGCUACCAGAACUUCGUUGUCGCAGAGAUGGCCGUGUCGCAGCAGCUGGAGCAAAAGCAGCGCCUUAGCUUGGAGGUUGAACGGAAGCGGACACAGUUCGAAUCGAUCUGUCGUGAGAUCUUCGUUUUGCAGCAACCGUUGCGAUUUAUCGAUGCGGAACUGCUUGAUCGUGAGGUCCUUGUGCUGGCGGCUGAAGUAGAGCAAUUGCAGAAAGAGGUGGAUUCGUGCGACGACGAAGAAGCACGGGUGCAGGCUGCAGCUGCCGCAACAGCCAUUGGUUCAUCGAUAACGGAUGGGCUGAGUGCGCUGAGUGUUGAAGGUGGCUCACCAUUGAUGCUUCCGCCAAGCAUGGUAUCCGGAACUGGUGGAACCGUUGUGAAUCGUCCUCCACGACCACCCCGGCCACCUCCACCCAGGGCUCCGACCCAAUCACCUUCUCGUGGCAGUUCUGGAAGCAUUACUCCAAACACACCGCUCCUUGCUCCGUCUCUAGCUGGACUGGGUGGCACGUCGCCAGUACCGACACUAUCAUCAUCUUCGUCCUCGCCCUGCUCAACCUCAUCGUCGUUUGUGUCGAAUGGAGGUGGAGGUGUCGGUGAUCCGAUGGCUGCGAGUCGCCUGCAACCAUCCGCCACAGGGCCCAAUCAACCCUGGACCUGCAGUCUCUGUACAUUCCAAAACCACGAACUAAUGCCCGCGUGCGAAGUCUGCUCGCUGCCGAAAGCAUCCGGUAGUAGAACGGCGGCUACUGCUGCACCGACCAACAACAAUAGUGCGGCCUUCAUGGUCGCGGGCGAUAUGAACGAUGGUGGCGGAGUAGGACCCCAUGCUGCCGGUGCGUUGCUACGACGCCAGCAUCAUCUAUCGGUCGAUACUGGCGUCGCGGCAGCUGCUGCCGCUGCUGCUGCUGCGGCUGCCGUCGUCGGUGCGUCCGUUGCAGGCCCAUCAACAGCGCCACCGUAUCCGGGCAUUGCGGAUAUGCCUCCACCGUCGUUUGCUUCGUUGACGGGACACACCUCCACGGUGAUGCCGUUGCAAACCAUUUCCUCCCACGGUCAGCAACAACCGCUAGCGAAUCAGCAGCAGCCACAGCAGCAGCAACAAACGCAAUCCAUGCAGCAACAAACCCAGCAAUCCAAUCCGCCACCGUUGCAAAAUGCCCAGUAUCAGAAAUCAUCCAUCGAAUGCUAAAACUGCUCAACAGCCAUCGCCACUGACGAAUCACAGCCGUACUAACAAACAAAACAAGCAUUCAAUAGCGAGACAGCGUGCAGAACAAGUGGAGCUGGGACAUUGCUGCUCGUUCACCCUCCCUACAAGAGGAAACACGUAGCAUAAGAAAAGACCGCAGAAUAGUAGCCUUUUGCAUGCAUCGCCGAAUAGUGCGUGACAUUUUUCUUUGGCCACGGUAGGGUGUGUCUUUGUCAUGUGUGUUAUUGCGUGUGAAUUGCAUGAGUGUGUGUGUGUGUGUUUGUUUGCGUAGCUGCGUUUAACUGAUUUUUUAAUACCUUCCGCCCCGUAUGCAAAUGAAUGUUUGCAAAAUGGCCCGAAGGCACCUUUCUGUUAAUUAUUUCUUUGAUUAACUUCGUUCUUGAUUUUGUCUGUUUUCCUCACAUCGAUACUUUUGUAUCUUUCAUGUUCAAGUGUUCAAUAUUUCAAUCUACUUUGCAAUUUCUUCUGUUUUGAGACGUUCAACACUUCCGGUAGUGUUUGGUUUGCCAUUUUCCUUGGCUUUCCUUAACGUUAUUUGCAUUUGAUCGUUAAAGUCUGCGACCGGUUCCCGGCUUUUCACCACAUGCUUCAAAUUUAAGUCUGUAAGACUGUAUUUUAGUGCUUCUUAUAAUUUAAAUCUUUACUAAGAUGGCUAAUGCGCAAGCAUUAGUUGUUUUUGUGAUAAAUUAAAUAAUCGAUACCUGAACAGGCGAGAUAGUAUGGCUAGUUAUUCGUCGUAUUAUAAUAAAAUUAAAUUGUACAGGGUUAGGUGUGCAUUGUGCUGUUUCACAUACCUCACAAACAAGCCAGCUGCUUUUCAGGGAGCAACGAGUAGGAUAGUGUUUAGUUUAGUAGGUGAGUGAGUGAGUUAGAGAGAGAAAAUAAAAGAACAGUAGAAGAACCAUUAUAUAAAAAUAAAUAACUAUUUUACAUAGUUAUAUUACUACGCAAGCUACAGCAUAACUUUAUCAAUAACUUAUGUUAACUAUACCCACAGUUUAUCGUAUAAUAAUAAUCGAUCGUAUAACCAGAUCAGCCGACGUUGAUGGAGUUGUUACGUUGCCGGUAUGUCGUUGCGUGCCGUUGCGGUACUGAAACAUGGCUGUAUAUCAUCAAACGACGUAAAGGAGAAACACACCGACCGCGAUUCUUUAGCACGCAAAUGAUGAGCAUUUUUGUCGCAAAAGGUGCGUUAUCACGGCGCGUUACGAUUAAAAAUAGAUUAUCACCGCUUGGAUCAGCGGCCGGAGUCGCGUACAAGCGCACGUAUCUUACGAAUGGUAGCAAAACGAAAGCAUCGAAGGUGACAGGCGACGGUCUGUGACGCGUGAUUUGUGCGCUUCGCGCGUUUCAUUAAGCAUACCGAUCGUUUUUUGCCCAUACCCUACGCAAUGCGUUGUUCCGCCACAGACGCCGCUGCGUUGUUGUGUGCAUCGAAUGCAUUUGUAUCGUGCGGUGUCUGGCGCUUUGAUGCUGCUGUUGCUGCUGCACAUCAAAUGUGCAAAGUGUGAUACCGAUUUCUUACACCUUGUGCCGGCAUCGCCUUAGAAGUUUCGAACUUUUGUUUACCGGCCAAAUUGUGUGCCGUACUUGAAUGGCCGGUUUGUCAACGGUUUGAUGUUGGUUUGCUUUAGUGUCAUUUUUCUCUGCCAAAGGAAAACAUCCUGCAUCACCUAGGCCGUAGUCAGUGAUGUAUGAAGCGGUUAAAAUACAAUGAGAAAACAAGGGCAAUUGAUUUUGAUUUGCUUUGCAUGUUUACUUACCAGUUGUGAAAAAAGGUACAUAAAAACAGUUAAACAUAAACCAUUCCUAGAUAUUUGCUUUCGUUAGCUUGUAAGGACGCCACCUCUAUAAUUAUGUAUGACUAUAAUUUAUAUUGAGGUAAAAUAGAAAAGCAUUGCAUAAUUGCAAG
Anopheles funestus (African malaria mosquito) is the source of this 6202-nucleotide messenger RNA. RefSeq names its product mucin-5AC (gene Tab2). The record is from RefSeq and is a predicted model, not a curated record. The transcript has 5 exons. Bases 1543 to 4269 code for a protein of 908 amino acids. Lineage: Eukaryota; Metazoa; Arthropoda; Insecta; Diptera; Culicidae.